AUAAUGAAGAUAGUUUAAUUUGAUCCAUGUAUUUAUUUCAGCCCUGGAUGAUGCUGCUGAGCAAUUCUACCAGGAUUUCAUGGUGGGCAUGGAAGAAGCUCCAUCCCUCAAGGAGACCCUAGGACUUGAUCACUACUAUGCCGACGAAACUGAAGAUGAAAUCAAAACUGAACUAGGUAGGAAACUAAAGGAAUACCUGGAAGAGCUUUUGCAGAAGAUCAAGGACGCUAUAGAUCAUGGUAAAACUGUUAGGGAAGACCUUAUGGAUAAGCUGAGAGAACUAAGGGAGAAGAUGAAGGAACUGCGCGUUAAGGUUGGUGAUAAAGCCAAAGAUCUGAUGGAAAAACUUAAAGAAAAAGCAAGGGACUUUGUCCGCGAGUUACUUGAUAAACUUGGACUGGAAAAGUCAAAGCGAUCCGAAGAGGAAAUCGAGGCUGCUCUUGCAGAUUUUAAUAUCAAGGAUAUCUUCAAGAGGUUGAGGGACUAUCUGUUGAAAGAUGUUAACAAAGAAGAGUUGAAAGCAAAGGUUGAAAAAAUCUUCGGUAAAGGUAGUGAGAUGGGUGAUGCUUUGUUGGAACUCAUCAACAAAAAGGGCGAAAAAUACAAGCAGAAACUCCUCGACUUAGUUGACCGAUUUUUGGGCAAAAAAGAAGAGAGAGCCUUGGCACACCGAUCUCUGCAAGACUACUGGGAAAAAAUAAAAGAGUAUUUUAAGGACCUCCACAUUACACUCAAAGAAAAGUACAUGAAAUUCGGCGAAUGGGUCAAGAAUGCCAUCGACAAAGGUCUUGCCAAAUCCAAGGAUAAGCUUGAAAACAUCAAGAGCAUCGCACGUGAGUUCAUUGACCAUGCCAAGGGUGUCAGCAAGGAAGUUGCAGAAGAGGCUCUUGACUUCAUGAGACCCUACAAAGAUGAUUUGGGAUCUCUAUGGGAACAACUGAAGGAAACCGUCAAAGACAUUGUCAACAAGAAAGAUUAAGGCACUCUUAUAUGAUUAUUGAUGUAAAUUAAUAAUUUAUGAAAAUAAAUUAUUUGUAAUACGAUCA
Messenger RNA from Stegodyphus dumicola, 1046 nucleotides. RefSeq lists its product as uncharacterized. Gene Ontology annotation, molecular function: lipid binding; DNA binding. Gene Ontology annotation, cellular component: extracellular region. The record is from RefSeq and is a predicted model, not a curated record. Gene Ontology annotation, biological process: lipid transport; lipoprotein metabolic process. Lineage: Eukaryota; Metazoa; Arthropoda; Arachnida; Araneae; Eresidae.